Molecule: messenger RNA, 2184 nt
Organism: Cottoperca gobio
Lineage: Eukaryota; Metazoa; Chordata; Actinopteri; Perciformes; Bovichtidae
Product: carbohydrate sulfotransferase 15-like
Biological process (GO): hexose biosynthetic process
Molecular function (GO): N-acetylgalactosamine 4-sulfate 6-O-sulfotransferase activity
Source: RefSeq, a predicted model, not a curated record
GCGUCUGUCAACAUGAACACCGUUUAUGCUGAGGAUACUUUCACAUUUAUUUCACUUAUCGUUUCAUUCGGACGCCCGUCAGGUGGUUUUCAUCGCCUUGAUUGGAGGUCAUCAUGGCUCGUGAGCGGCUACACAAGAGGCGCGUGGACUAAACCGACUCAACUCCAGUGAGGCCCUGCUGAAAACUGCAUGUAAGAAAUGAAGACAAAUGAUGACCUGGAGAUUAAAAACUAUGACAUAUGGACACAUCAGGACACACCUGAACCUCCUGUAGGUGAAACUUGAACUUAUUUCAGAGAAUAAUUUCAUACCUACUGCGCUUCUAUGUCAGUAUGUCACUAUCACACUGCAAAUAUGGGAGCAACACCCAAACGGACUACUCCUACAGCCUCCACAGCUUGCCCAUGGCUGAGAACUAUGGGAAACGGCUUGUCAGGACAUUGUUUGACUUCAGGCACACACACGUGACGGAAAAUCUGGAUGUCAAGUGGGUUACCCUGUUGUCACUGACGAACCUGCGGAGCGUCUCAAAAGUCAAAGUGGUUAGCUUUCUGAUGGGCUUGACGCUGACGUUCCUCAUCAUGGCUUCAUACAUCCUGACUUGGGACAGGAAAGGACUUUUGCUCACCUCCUCACCCUAUCAGCUCAGAUCUGUGUCGUCCCCACCAGCACAGCAACAGCUUGAAUCUCCCUCUGAAGAUAAUUUAAUAGACAUGAAACUGCUGGUGAAGACCAUCGGCUCCAAACUGGAAUAUACACCCAGGAAGGUGCCUGAUGAAAAGGAUGUUGUUGGAACUGACUCCCAUCUGUUCUCUGUAAUUCCUCGCCAUUUCCUGCCCGGCAUUAAAAGCCCUUGCUGGUAUGAGGAGUUCUCCAGUGAAGUCAGCGCUGAUCCGUACAGGAGGAACCUCUUCACUCAGCGCUCAAAGAGCUUCAAGACUGUGUGUGACCACCUGAGGACCAACUUCCACCAGCACUUAUACCAAAGAGGCAGCAAACAGUUUCGUCUACGCUGCUUGCCGUUCUUCUACAUCGUCGGCCAGCCGAAGUGCGGCACAACCGACUUGUUCCACAGGCUGCUGCUGCAUCCAGAGGUCAAGUUCAACACGAUGAAGGAGCCACACUGGUGGACCAGGAAACGCUUCGGUUAUAUCCGUUUUAAAGAUGGUUUCCAGGAAGGUUUUCCUGUGGAAGAUUACCUGGAUCUGUUUGACUUGGCAGCUCACAAAAUCCAUGAAGGAAUCAUCAGUGGAAAUUCAUCUGGAGACCACCGUGCACUCAUAACAGGUGAAGCCAGUGCCUCCACCAUGUGGGACAACCAAGCCUGGAGCUAUCUUCAGACAGACAGGGAGGAGACAGAACCCCCGUUCCUGGCCCAGGACUUCAUCCACACAGUCCAGCCUGGUGCCAAAAUCAUCAUCAUGCUUAGAGAUCCAGUAGAGAGACUUUAUUCUGACUACCUUUACUUCAAGAUGGCCAACAAGUCAGCAGAGAACUUCCAUCAGAAGGUCGCAGACUCUGUACAGCUGUUUCAGUCCUGCCUCUCUGAGAGGACACUUCGUUCCUGCGUCUACGACACCAGCCUCUCCAACGCUAUGCCGGUGAGGCUAAGUUUGGGGAUGUACAUCAUCUUCUUGCUGGACUGGCUGACAGUUUUCAAUAGGGAGCAGAUUCUAGUUCUUCGUCUUGAGGACUCAGCAGCCAACCCUAAAGUGACAAUCCAGAAAGUCUUUGCUUUCCUGAGUGUAGGUCCUCUGUCAGAGCAGGUGGAGGCAGCACUGACCAAACGGCCCAUGUCUAACACCCGGCGGACGGCAGACAGGAACCUGGGUCCUAUGCUUCCAGCCACCAGAGACUUUCUCAGGGAAUUUCACCAGCCCUUCAACCACAAACUGGCCAGUGUUUUGGACAACAAGGCCUUCCUUUGGAGUAACACCUGAAGGCCCAUGGGCAUGGACUAAAAUGUGGAUGAAUGAGCAGCCGGAGCAACUAACUAAAGCAGGAAAGCCUUGUGAUAAAAACUAAUGUACAGUGGGAGAACUCAUGCACAGAUGUGUAGUUGUAUAUGAAGGUCUGAACAAGUGUAUGGGUUUUAUUUGUGAUAUUUAUUUUAUUUUAAAAAGAAUGUGAGAGACUCUUUGAGUCAAGAUGAUAAUAAUAAAAUAAGCUGAAUUUGUGUUUUAA